Molecule: messenger RNA, 1386 nt
Organism: Aspergillus heteromorphus CBS 117.55
Lineage: Eukaryota; Fungi; Ascomycota; Eurotiomycetes; Eurotiales; Aspergillaceae
Product: DUF409 domain protein
Exons: 3
Coding region: 1-1386 (461 amino acids)
Biological process (GO): GPI anchor biosynthetic process
Cellular component (GO): endoplasmic reticulum membrane; mannosyltransferase complex
Molecular function (GO): alpha-1,6-mannosyltransferase activity; GPI mannosyltransferase activity
Source: RefSeq, a predicted model, not a curated record
AUGGCGAACCGCCCCAGUCUCCUAGAUCCCCGCCAGCCCAUCAAGGCGUUAACGGUAGCGUUCUGCCUCUGGAAGGCCCUAGUGUACCUGGUGAUAAUCACCUCCCCCGGCCUUGGCUACGACACCUCAACCGGACAUCUUUAUCAACCCACCGGUCGCGCUGAUGUCAUACCGGGCGACAUCAAAUAUGCUCACCUUCCCAUCCCGUUAAAAUUCGUCAGGUGGGAUUCCAUCUACUUCUUGCACGUGGCAGAGAGCGGCUAUGUCUUCGAGCAGGAGUGGGCAUUCGGCUAUGGGUACACUCAAGCCCUGGCCUUCAUCACAUCCGCGCUGUACCAACUAUUUGGGAUAAGUGGGCCUGCUAGAACUGCAGUUGUGGCAAUCGUUCUGUCGCAUAUUGCACAUUAUCUCUCAGUCUUAGCCCUAUAUAGACUCUCUAUCAACGUAUUCGGGCGUGAUACAGCCACCCAGAGACUCAUCUGCUUUCUCUCUGCCACCCUGCACGUCAUCUGCCCCGCGGGGGCCUUUCUUUCGGCGCCAUACGGAGAGUCCCUCUUCUCUCUGCUCAACAUCUCUGGGUUCUAUGUCUACUCGUCGGCAUUCCUCGAUAACAAAGCGGGAAAGCGCUUCUCCGGGAACGCGAAAUUACUCCUGGCCGCCGUCCUUUUCUCAGCGGCCACAACUGUUCGCAGUAAUGGGAUCCUGAGCGGUGUUUUAUUCGCCUAUGAUGCCCUUUUGCAGCUUCGACGGGUCGUGUCCCAACGAUUGUCAGUGGGUGCUUGUGCUCAUCUUUGUACCAUAAUCGUGGGUGGCUGUGUCAUUGCCCUAGGACUUAUCAUCCCGCAGGCCGUGGCCUACAAGACAUAUUGCACGCACCAAGAUGCCUCAAGACCGUGGUGUCAAUGGCUGAUACCCAGUAUAUAUGGUUGGGUGCAAGGGCAUUACUGGAACGUGGGUUUCCUGCGGUAUUGGACUGCAUCGAACAUCCCGCUGUUCUUGCUGGCCAUGCCGAUGCUGGCAAUCCUCUGCCGGUCGUCCCUCUGGGCACUGGAUGUGGCAGUGCCUUUUAUCUUCCCGAGAGCCUUGAGUGGGGUUGACCAAUCGUCGUCAUCAGCCACAACGGCCUCCUUACUUCUCCGACUGGCCGUGCCUCAGGGAAUACUGGCACUCAUGGCUCUGACCAGCUACCAUGUACAGAUCAUCAACCGGAUAUCGUCUGGAUAUCCUUUGUGGUAUUGGUACCUCGUAUAUCUAGUCUCGGGCAACUGGGGGCAAUCCCGUCCUACCCUCCAAGACAGCCGUACUUUUACUGUGGCUGUGCGGGCCAUGGUCGCCUAUGCACUCAUCCAAGCGACUCUGUUUGGGUCUUUCCUCCCGCCGGCUUGA